CCGCGGCGCAGGCGGUCGCGUCGAACGCAAGCAGACGACGGCACGGCGCCCCUAUAUAUACAGCCACAGCCACGGCGGCGAUCACCUCCCCACCCAGAACCUCCUUGUCGCCGGCGAUCGAUCCUUCUAAAUCCGUCGCCCACCCAACCUCUCCUCCGAUCCCGUCGACUCGCGCUCCGAACCUCGGAGGCACGGACUCGACCCCAAUGGCUCUGCCAAACACCCCGCCUGUGGACUUCCCCAGCUUCAAGCUUGUCCUCGUUGGCGACGGUGGCACUGGGAAGACGACGUACGUGAAGAGGCACAUCACUGGGGAGUUUGAGAAGCGAUACGAACCAACAAUCGGGGUGGAGGUGCGCCCUCUCGACUUCACCACGAGCCACGGCAAGAUAAGGUUCUACUGCUGGGACACGGCCGGCCAGGAGAAGUUUGGUGGCCUCCGUGAUGGAUACUACAUCAAUGGUCAGUGUGCCAUCAUCAUGUUUGAUGUCACCUCAAGGAUCACCUACAAGAAUGUUCCCACCUGGCACAGGGACAUCAGCAGGGUGUGUGAGAACAUCCCGGUUGUCCUGUGCGGCAACAAGGUGGAUGUGAAGAACCGGCAGGUGAAGGCCAAGGCAGUGACUUACCACAGGAAGAAGAACCUCCAGUACUACGAGAUCUCUGCCAAGAGCAACUAUAACUUCGAGAAGCCUUUUCUCUACCUUGCAAGGAAGCUCGCAGGGAACAUGGACGUCAAGUUCGUCGAAGAGUUAGCCCUCGUCCCUGCCGACGUGACCAUCGACGUUGCUGCACAGCAACAGAUUGACAAAGAGAUCGAACUUGCUGCAGCGAUUCCCCUGCCGGAUGAGGACGAUGAUAACAUGGAUUGAGCUCAGCUAGAUGCUGUGUCAGGCUGCCUUGGUUUAGUUCUAGCUUACUAGUGUGUGGAUGGUAUUAAGAGUGACACAUCUCUUUUGGAAUUUCAGUUGUAGCGUCAGUAGUAGGUUAGUAGCUAUCGGCUGCUUUAGUGGUUGUUACUGUGUGUCGUCUCAACUCUCAAGGAGACAUUUUAGUCUUGGUUGAGUUGUUGGCUUGCUGCCUGAGGAAUCUGAUGGAAUUCAAAUAGGAACGAUAAGUUCGUUCAUGCUUUAUUGUUAUUCUGGGCAGCUUGGACUCACGGGUUGGAAGCUGCGCAACAGGCAAUAAUGGUUUCGUGUAGCUA
Messenger RNA from Sorghum bicolor (sorghum), 1204 nucleotides. Its product is annotated as GTP-binding nuclear protein Ran-3. Gene Ontology annotation, molecular function: GTP binding; GTPase activity. Gene Ontology annotation, biological process: ribosomal subunit export from nucleus; protein import into nucleus. The transcript has 8 exons. The record is from RefSeq and is a predicted model, not a curated record. NCBI's taxonomy places the organism in Eukaryota, Viridiplantae, Streptophyta, Magnoliopsida, Poales, Poaceae. Bases 207 to 872 code for a protein of 221 amino acids. Gene Ontology annotation, cellular component: cytoplasm; nucleus.